Mucor mucedo is the source of this 1350-nucleotide messenger RNA. RefSeq names its product nucleotide-diphospho-sugar transferase. Gene Ontology annotation, cellular component: eukaryotic translation initiation factor 2B complex; guanyl-nucleotide exchange factor complex. The transcript is spliced from 10 exons. Gene Ontology annotation, molecular function: translation initiation factor activity; guanyl-nucleotide exchange factor activity. The coding region runs from base 1 to 1350 and encodes 449 amino acids. Gene Ontology annotation, biological process: cytoplasmic translational initiation; biosynthetic process. The record is from RefSeq and is a predicted model, not a curated record. NCBI's taxonomy places the organism in Eukaryota, Fungi, Mucoromycota, Mucoromycetes, Mucorales, Mucoraceae.
AUGCUUUUUGAAAAACCCAAGCAUCACCACCACCGUGUGAGCGAAUUCCAAGCUGUUGUGCUUGCAGGUUACGGAAGCAGUAACAGACUUUAUCCCAUUUCAGAAGAAGACAAUUUACCCAAGGCCUUGCUUCCUGUUGGAAACAAACCUGUCAUUUCUUAUACUUUAGAAUGGCUUGAGAAGGCAGGCAUUCAUGAUGUCAUUGUUGUUAUUCAAGCUAUUGGUAAUGCACCCCAAAAAUUAUCAGCUUACCUCAGAACUUACACCGGCAAUGUUCACACCCAAGUUGUCAGCGUCGAUGAAGAUGAUGAAACAGCUGAUGCUUUAAGAGCCAUUAAAGACAAAAUCGACAGAGACUUUAUUGUCGUUCCUUGCGAUCUUAUUACCGAACUCAAUCCUCGUGAUUUUUUUGAUGCUCAUCGUGUAUACGAUCCCACUUUCAGUGCCUUAUUCUACGAGCCCGGAUCUACUGAAAGUGCCAGCAAAGACGACGAUCUUUUACCUUAUGUCGGUAUCGACCCAACUCGUAAUGCCUUAGUUUAUAAAGCCAUUCGUUCCGAAGAUGACGAUUUCUCUAUGCGUAUGUCCUUAUUAAACAAAUUUCCUCGCGUGAGAGUUCACACUGAUUUGCAGGAUGCUCAUUUGUACAUUUUUAAAAGAUGGAUCAUCGACAUGUUGGUAGAGAAGGAAAAUAUCACCAGCAUUUCAAAGGAUCUGAUACCAAUGUUGGUCAAAUGUCAAUACCAAAAGAAAUUAGUGGAAAGGGAAGAAGUCAACAAAUACGCAUCAACAUACGAAAAUUUGCUUGCUAAUGCACUUUCUCUGUCUACAACACAAUCCGCUGAUUUGGAUGACGAAUUAUUUAUGAACGAUCCUAUUCACUCUAGUUUUAAAAGCCCCAUCAAAACUUACGUCCACGUUUACCGCGGCGGUUUCUGUGGUCGUGGUAACACAACAGCAAGUUACAGUGAAUUGAAUCGUUAUGUUACAAAGCAGGGUACUUCGAUCAUUAAUGUACCUUCUAGUGCAGAAGUCGCACCCAGAACUCAAGUUGGUAAUGAUUCAGUGAUUGGUGAAUAUACUAAAAUUGAUGAAAGAUCCUCUGUCAAGAAAUCUUGUGUCGGUGCUCACUGUGUUAUUGGCAAGAACGUAAAGAUUGCUAAUUCCGUCAUUAUGGACCACGUGGUUAUUGGCGACAAUGUUAAAAUUGAUGGCUGUAUUAUCUGUAAUAAUGCAAACAUCCAAGAAAAGGCAUAUUUGAAGGACUGUGAUGUUGCAGGCGGAUAUAUCGUAGAAAAAGACAGUCAAUUAAAGGGUGAAAAAUUGGUUGCUUUUAGAGAGUCUAUUUAA